UGUGUGUUUGUGUGUGUGUGUGUGUGUGUGAGGGAGAGAGAGAGAUAGAGAGAGAAAUGAGUAUCGCGUUUACUUAAACGGUCCGUUUUUUGGCGCUGUAAGUCUAUGGCUUUAACAAACACUCAGAUAUCACUCGUAUCGGGAGAAGUCGGUCCUGUGAUGUGUUGUUGUGCUGUCAUUCACCGCUAAGGAAACGCCAGACUCCGUGUGUCGCUAAAGGCUGUCAGCAUACUCAGCUAUACGAGACCCGCCAGACCAUGAACUACGUGGGCCAGCUGGCAGGCCAGGUGUUUGUCCAGGUCAAAGAACUGUACCGUGGCCUCAACCCCGCCACCCUUUCUGGCUGCAUUGACGUCAUUGUAGUGAGGCAGCCUGAUGGAUCCCUGCAGUGCUCACCUUUCCACGUACGCUUCGGCAAGAUGGGCGUCCUCCGGUCCCGAGAGAAAUUGGUGGAUAUGGAGAUCAAUGGAGAACCAGUGGCUCUACAUAUGAAACUUGGGGACAAUGGAGAAGCAUUCUUUGUACAAGAAACAGAAAAUGAUCAGGACAUCCCCUCCUACCUGGCCACCUCUCCAAUCUUGUCGGAUGGGGCUGUAUUGAUGAGCUCCUCUUUGAUGGGCAAGAAGAGCUCUGGGGGGCCACCCAUACAGACCCUGGGCUCCACGGGUACUGCAGGAGAGACUGGCAGCAUGACAAUGAAGAAAAGGAGAAAGAGGAGGAGGAAGGCCCGGGCAGACAGCAUGUGGAGGGAGGAGAACGGGGACUACUCUGAGGAUGAAGACAUGUUCACCAUAGACAUCAGCUCAGAUGAAGGGACAGAGAUGGAGAGCAACAGGACUUCAUCUCGGGACGUCUUGAGAGAUGAGACAACCAGUGGCUCUUUCAAACAGACCGGCAUCUACACUCGCUCAGAUGGAGAGUGGAGCCCUCCUCAGAGCCCUGGGAACUCUCGUCCCACGUCUCCCAAGAGUGACUCUGAACUAAUGACUAAGCCAUCAGAGGCAGAGAGUCAGAAUCCAGCCAUGCACUGGGCCUGGGGAGAGCUGCCACAGGCUGCCAAGCCAUCCUUUCUCCCAGUGAAGUCUGACCCUCCACCAGUUUGCCCAGUUUCCAUUCCUGUGUCUGAAAGCACACACUUCCGUGUGAUAAAUCACAAGUCGUCUUCAGAACAGUGCAGACCCUGCUCUGAAAUAUCAGCACUCAGACUGAUGAUGACGAAGACCACCGAGGAAACCAUGGUCACAGUCAGGAUGGAGUCAGAAUCUGGGAGGAUGGAGUCGCAGACAGUAACUUCAGAGACGCAGGCAGGUGGAUGCGCGGCGGCUUGUAUGGUGUCUGACUUGGAGGACAUGAUGUCUCGUCCACUAAGCAAGACAGACUCUCCAUCCAAGAAGAAAGACAAGAGAAGCCGCCAUCUUGGUUCUGAUGGAAUUUACCUGGAUGACAUCACAGAGCUUGAGCCUGAAGUGGCCGCCCUUUAUUUCCCCAAGAGUGAUGGCAGCAUGGCAGUGAGGAGCAUCUCAGACCCAGGCCUCCACAGCACCCGUCUGUCUCCGCAGUCGGUCAGUUCUGGAGGAGACAGCGGAGUGGACAGUUACUGCGAUCCCAUGGCAGACUUCCCAUCCAUCACCAUCUCUUUGUGCGGAGGACUCACUGACAACAGAGAGAUCACGAAAGAGCAGUUCCAUGAGAAGAUCAUCUCUUACCAGCAGUUUGCUGCAAACCCCUCCAUCAUCGAUGACCCCAACUUAGUCGUGAAAAUUGGCUCAAAGUACUAUAAUUGGAGUACUGCAGCCCCGCUUAUGCUGGCUAUGCAAGCCUUUCAGAAACCGCUGCCAAAGGCUACCGUGGAGAACAUCAUGAAGGAGAAAAUGCCCAAAAAAGGAGGGAGGUGGUGGUUUUCAUGGCGAGGCAGAAACAGCAGUACCAAAUCGGACUCGGCCUCUGAACGUGGGGCCUGUGGCUCUGCUGACCAGUCUGGGAAAAUGACAAGCAGACAUAAAGAAGAGUCGUCCUCUAGUGAUGAAGACCACAGUGUGGCCAAACAGGGCUCUCCCAUCGUCCAGUCAGAUCCUGGGCUCACAGUAGGAGGCGUGUCUUAUAAGAAAACACUCCGACUCACGUCAGAGCAGCUGUUGUCCCUCCAGCUGCAGGAUGGUCCCAAUGAUGUGGUGUUCAGUGUGACCACUCAGUACCAGGGAACCUGCCGCUGUCAGGGCACCAUCUACCUGUGGAACUGGGACGACAAGAUAAUUAUCUCCGACAUCGACGGAACCAUCACCAGGUCAGACACACUGGGUCACAUCCUGCCCACACUGGGGAAAGACUGGACCCACCAGGGCAUUGCACAACUCUACCACAAAGUCAGCCAAAAUGGCUACAAGUUCCUGUACUGUUCAGCUCGAGCUAUCGGCAUGGCUGACAUGACCAGAGGUUACCUCCACUGGGUCAAUGAGAGAGGCACCAUGCUCCCUAUGGGCCCCGUCCUCCUCAGCCCGAGCAGCCUCUUUUCAGCUCUGCACAGGGAGGUGAUUGAGAAGAAACCAGAGAAAUUCAAGGUGGAAUGUCUCAAUGAUAUCAAGAAUCUCUUCUACCCCAACCAGCAGCCGUUCUAUGCAGCCUUUGGCAACAGACCAACAGAUGUAUAUUCCUAUAAAGAAGUGGGAGUGCCACUAAACAGGAUUUUUACAGUGAAUCCUAAAGGCGAGCUGGUGCAGGAGCACGCCAAGACCAACAUCUCAUCUUACGUACGUCUGGGCGAGGUGGUGGACCAUGUGUUCCCUCUGAAGGCUCGAGCCUCCUCCUCAGACUUUCCCUGCUCGGACACCUUCAGCCACUUCACCUACUGGAGACAGCAGCCCCCCCGGGUGGAGCAUCAGGGAAUUACACCUCCACACACUCCCAGCCCCGCCAGCUGACCACUUGCAGCCUCCCUAGCAGGCAGACUGACUGAUGGUGUGCUUGAGAUGUUAGCAGUCAUUUGAACGGUUACAUGCAUGUGAUGUGAAUUUGUUUGCAUUUUUGUAGAUGAUGGAGCACUUUUAGGGGAGAGCAGAAAGCUAUUCAGGAGGCCAAUCUGCUGUGACUACUCUUCUAACGCACAAGACGGAUGUAAGCGCACUUUUUAUGAAGAGAUGGCAUCUGAAGCCUUCUGACUAGAUGUAUGUACAUGUUAAACUAUAGUAAUUUAUUCAGGCAGCUCAGCAUGCAUAUUAUUUCUGAGUAAGUGACAUUGAGUUGCUAGCCUUUCUAGUCUGUUUAUGCAGGUGGUGGCAUUCUGUAAUUUACAGAUAAUAUGCUUGUGGUAUCUGCUGACAAAUGCGUCACAAAGAACACAAUCAUAUGGUGCAGACGUCAGAAAACAAGUUACUUCAACCUGUGCCAAAUACUCAGUGUAGAUUUUAUGUUCUCAUGAAUUUUUCUAGUCAAGACUGUUACAGGCCCUCAAUCAGCAUAGAAAUGCAGAUACAAUCAUUCAGGCUAAUUUUGCUUUAUAGCAAUGUGUGUGUGAGUGUUACCUCUUAUUCUGUCUGAAGUCAAUAUUAGUUAUAUGGUACAUUUAAAUGUAUUACAGAGCACAGUGGAUGAAUGAAUCUGAGAUUAGGUACAUUAUAAAGUACUACUAUUACUAACAAUAAUAACACCAGUAAUAACUGUUAUUUUUUAUAGCAUCUUUCAUACAAAAUGCUUUACAACAAAGAGAUUACAUGCAGUACUUCACAUAAAAAGACACAGAAUGAACCUAAAAACAGGGACAGUAAAUUAAUGGAAACUAGAUAAGAAUAGCAAAAAUAAGAUAAGAUAUAUAAAAACAGUGGUAGAGUGAAAUUAAUAUUUAUUAUCGCUGUCAAGAGAAGAGAAAGCACAACACUAUUAAUGGUCAUAAUAACAAUCUGUUGACUCUAAAAACCAAGCGAAGCUCUGAACACUGAAUCUCUUUUAUUUUUCUGUUAAAAUCACACAGUGUGCAGACUGUAUGUUGUGAUCAGAAUGUCAUUACUGUGGGUUGAUUUCAUGAAACGUCUUUUAAUUUAUCCAUACAGGCAUGGUUCACUCAGUAACACAGUGAUUAUCUCAUCUAAGUGACUGUUCCGUUCCCUAAGAUGUAUGCUUAUUUCCAUAGGUGCCAUUAAGUAUAUUUUAUUUAUUCACCAAAUUAAAUACUGACUGAUAUGUGCAGCUUAUAUACACUCAUUAGUUAAGCAAAACCCAUCUUUGAAAAUCCUUGGACUCUUCACAGGUUACAAAGGACAGUAUGUUUGACCUUUUUUUCUUCAAACUUGAAAAGGGAUCCCACAGAUAACAUGAGGUCAUGUAGUGUAGAGUGAGAGCUGCUAUCAGGGUGGCCUUCUAAUAUAACCACCUGAACAGUAUCAUUCAUCACAGUAGGUGUGAGUACGUUUACAAAAGAGGAUGUGUAUAUAAUGCUUUAACAGUUAUUCUUUCCAUGAAAGAGCUAAAAUAGCCUGAGAGCGUGUUAUCUUUGCCUUAACUGUGAAUAUGAUCAAUAACUUGUUCAUUCACUCCGUCCACUCUGUCUUUUGACCAGGUCACUGUUAAAUUGCUGUUAUCAAACUCAAAAUAAAAACCAUAUCAAAAUA
Messenger RNA from Scatophagus argus, 4601 nucleotides. RefSeq names its product lipin 1b (gene lpin1b). The record is from RefSeq and is a predicted model, not a curated record. The transcript is spliced from 20 exons. Gene Ontology annotation, molecular function: transcription coactivator activity; phosphatidate phosphatase activity. The coding region runs from base 258 to 2918 and encodes 886 amino acids. NCBI's taxonomy places the organism in Eukaryota, Metazoa, Chordata, Actinopteri, Scatophagidae. Gene Ontology annotation, cellular component: mitochondrial outer membrane; nucleus. Gene Ontology annotation, biological process: positive regulation of transcription by RNA polymerase II; fatty acid catabolic process; triglyceride biosynthetic process.